AUGACCACUUCGUCCGAUGUCCGUGACCUUCCUCGCGACAGAGACGACUGCUCAUUGGAGUUGCCCAAGACCUUCCAGAUCGACCGCGUUCCACCUGGCAACGAGAAUCUCUGCGUACACCACAUUUCAACUCUCCAAGACCCCAGUGCGAUGUUGCGUCGGCGUGAAGCAAGGGCCCCCAUUGUCAACGCUUCUAAUCAACGCAGUCAAGCUCACAUCGUCUUCCGCUGCCGGAGCAGAGAAAAAUUGGCCGAGAAGUACCGGAGCAGUCGGCUUCCCCGAGCAGUAGGGAAUCGGCGAGUGGCAGUGACGAAGAUAUGCAACCCGGGCGGACGACCAGGGCCAGGAGGGCGGAAUCGGAGGACAUACACCAGGCUAGAGCCGAAGGGUCAUCCGCUGCCGGCAGACAAGCGGAAAGGGACAUCCGGUCCGAAUCCAGGGGCCCGGUCGGGCAACAAGUGGAUUGGCGAGCCUUGGGGAAAGACGUUGGCUGCAAAACACGGAGACAAGGCCAUGUCACUCAGAGGCACGUUCGAGCCCAACGCGGCCUCAGACCCAGGAGCGAUAGUGGCAUUACGAAUCGGAGGAUUUUGGGCUCCGAGGACGGCAGUCAACUUUUGUGGGGCGGCGCAAAGAACUUAUGGUGAUCGGUCUGACGGACACGCUGGAACAGUUUUUCUGGCGGGUAGGGCAGGAUCUCUGCGAUGGAUACACGAAUCACAGGAGGCGAGGCUACGACGUAGACUGACACCCCUUAUCGAAGAGAUAGCAGAACAACUGGCAGCAGCCUUUCGAACAGCAGCGGGAACCUAUCAGGCCCUUGACAUAGCCUCGCACCAAGGAGCUGUCGCAAGGAUUCCCGCGGCUUUGAGAGGCGUCAUAGUCCCCUUCCCGGCCCAGCUGCUUAAAAGCAGUCGCAAGGCUCGAGAUAACCCCUUUCACAGCACUGGCGCUGGGACGCCGGUCAGCCCGCAGACGCCCAGGGUGCCGGGGGAACCACCAUUCCACCAGAUACGAAACAAUGGACAUAGGAUCGCAGCUCUCCGAGACCCACUGACGUUGGUGCACCUGGUAGAUCGAGAGCAAGGCGGCCGUGAGCGGCGGCCGCACCGACACGUCCCCGGUAAACUCAGAGUAAUACAGAGCCGCGACAGGGUCUAA
Messenger RNA from Volvox carteri f. nagariensis, 1161 nucleotides. RefSeq lists its product as uncharacterized. Bases 1 to 1161 code for a protein of 386 amino acids. The transcript is spliced from 4 exons. Lineage: Eukaryota; Viridiplantae; Chlorophyta; Chlorophyceae; Chlamydomonadales; Volvocaceae. The record is from RefSeq and is a predicted model, not a curated record.